GUGAUCUCCACAUUUUAUGCAACCACAUUGUUGGGUAAAUAUUCACCAUGAAGCUUGUAAGAUUUUUGAUGAAACUCAAUAAUGAGACUGUGACUAUCGAACUCAAGAAUGGCUCACUUGUCCAUGGAACAAUCACCGGUUCGUCUAAUCAGCUUGUUUACUCAACUCGUACAACCCUCAAAUUAUUCGCAGGUGUCGACAUGCAGAUGAAUACCUACCUCAAAACUGUCAAGAUGACAGCCCGCAAUCGAGAGCCGACAUCCCUCGACACCCUAUCUAUUCGUGGCAACAACGUCCGGUAUUUCGUGCUUCCUGAUGCACUUCCUCUAGAUACCCUCUUAGUGGAUGACGCACCUAAGCCGAAAGCUAGGAAGAAGGACGACGGGCGCGAAAGGGGAAAGGGGGGACGAGCUCGAGGGAUGGACCGUGGGCGUGGUCGGGGAAGAGAACGAGGAAGGGGAAGGGGUUUCUGAUGGUGUGGUUGAAUAGCAUCAUCACAGGGAGACGAGGAACGCGCAUGACGUGUAUCAAUCACUGAAAAUAAAUUCCUCUGUAAAUCUAGACGCUCCGUCAUCUGGUCCUUUUGAAAAGUGAGUGCUACGGUCAGUAAGACAGUGUGUAUUGAGAAAUGACAUCAUUAAACAUUGA
This is a messenger RNA of Suillus bovinus, 648 nucleotides long. RefSeq lists its product as uncharacterized. Gene Ontology annotation, biological process: spliceosomal snRNP assembly; RNA processing. NCBI's taxonomy places the organism in Eukaryota, Fungi, Basidiomycota, Agaricomycetes, Boletales, Suillaceae. Gene Ontology annotation, molecular function: RNA binding. The transcript has 3 exons. The record is from RefSeq and is a predicted model, not a curated record. Bases 48 to 473 code for a protein of 141 amino acids. Gene Ontology annotation, cellular component: U12-type spliceosomal complex; SMN-Sm protein complex; U2 snRNP.